UUCUCUUUGUUUUAGGGGAAAAAAUUAGAUUACACCUUGUCAAAUUAAAAUAACAAAAACUAAAACAGUCAAGUCUGUGUUUAAAAUUACAGAGCUGCGUGAAAAACAAUUGGAUUCUGAUUAUUUUCUGUUCAAUCCUGUAAAAAACAACAGAAAAAAAAAAAGAAUUGCAAAAUACCAGAGAUGUUCAGCCAGCCUGUCGCUCAGCUAAUGUGGUUUUUUAAGUGAAAAGUAACAAUUAUUCGGAAGGUAAUGGAUUUCCUCCAGACCAAAUCCAAGCCUUGGUCUCAAUCUUUAUUUAUCUACCUAUUUACCUAUUUAUUUUAUUUACUGUGAAGGAAAUGAGGAAGGAGAUGGGCAGGAGGAGGGAAGCUUCUCAUCCUGUGGAGGGGCAGAGGUCGGAAAUCCAAAGCCCAAAAGGUCUCACCCCAGGGGAAUGAGCCUGGAAUUGGAACGGGAGAGGGAGAGGCAGAGGCGGCUGCACGGACACGCAGGGCCAGGGCCAGACCACAUUUGGGAGGGGAGGACAGGUGUAAUCUAAGCUUCACUAAUAAUUAGAGGCUGCACAUUAUUUUGGCACCCUUUCCCCUACCCCUCCUCAUUUUGGAGCAAGACGGAAUGACUCCUGUCUCCCCAAAAUGGCCAAUAAUGUCCGCCUUCUCACCUCAUUUGGAGCAGCAGCUUGCUGAGUGUCAAAAUGUUUAAUACCAUUUGGUUUUGUUUGGUGCUUUCAACCAGUCACUUCACUUUCUUUUGUUUCCUUUUCUUUUCCGAUUAAUUUCUUCUUUAAGGUAUAAGAUGCAUUUCUCUUUGAGUUGGUUUAAUGUGAAUCGGGGUUUGAAGUGACAGGUUCUUGUCCAGGACAUUCUCCUUUUACCCACCUUGCUCCUCCUCCAACAUUUUUUCUCUCUGAGGGAAUCUGGAAGGGGCUUUAAAAGAGCAGCUGGUGGUGUUCCUCAGCACAAACUGGCUGGUCCUCAGGUUUCUCUCAUUAGCAGCAUCAUGGGAACACAUUUUAAGGAUGGAUUCUGGUGUUGCAAAAGUCAACCCACUGGAUCUCCCAGUGUCUCUUCCAAUCAGGUCUGUAAAUGUUGCAAAAACACCUCUCACCUUGUGGACCCCGAGUGGUGAUGGGGAACCUGAGCCGUGCUGAUUGGGACCAAAAAAAGCCAAAAAUGCCACUCACAGAACACAAACUGGGUCAACCUCUGCCUCCGUGAGCAGCAACAAAACCAAUUGGCUUCCCAAGGGUGUGAAAAGUUAUGGAUCUGUUCUGUUUCUGAAAAAAAAGCACAAUUUGGGGUGCAGAUUUGCAGUGUGAAAUGCUUAUCCAACAAUUAAACAGACUCAUAACUAACUGCACUUAAGAAAUUUCCCUGUGCCUCUGAAAUGGCUUCUCUGCAUUGAAAUAAUUAUUGCACCCCAAACAUCCAGCUCUAGUCCUGGAAUUUGGUUCUAUCCAUAACAAGCUGUAUCCUUGUUUGAAAAAAGGCUCCUGAGAGUUUUUUGGCCAUGGACAAUGUCUGUUUGUGUGUGCCUGCUUGUGUGUGUCUGUCGGGAGCUGUUGCACAUGGAGCAUGCACGUCCGUGUACGCAUGCGGGAUCUGGCAAAGCUGUCCUGGAAACCAAACACCCCUGGAACUCAGGGAAGGUCCUUCUUGCACCAGAAACUGGGAAAUGUGUUAUUAGGCAAGUGUCAAUAAAGCAGAGGCCUGACUGCCCCAUCCCAAUGUUUCCUUUCCAGAGAGGGCAGUUCUGUUCUUCCCGAUCCUUUGAAAGUGUUGGAUGGCAAAAUGGAAGGGAUCUCUCCACCCAGUUUUUUUCUUGUGAAAUUCCUCUCCUUCAGCUGCUGUGGAGCUGGACCCAGAGCUGAAAUUGGUCUUGAUUCCAUUUCCAGCUUCCUUUCCACCACGACUCUCCUCCUCCUGGGCCUUGACCUAAAGGCUGACCCAGAGAUUCUCAGCUUGACAAAUUCCCUCUCUCCAGCCAAAUGCAAAUGUUCCAGCAAUUAAAAUAAGCAGCUGCCUGAUGGCUCUGGGUAGCCAGAGAUGAACCCUGUGCCUGUUGUGGUUAUUGCAGCCCUAAGCCAUCACAGGGCUGUAUCCAGGGGAUUCUCUGAGGUCCCCAACAUUUAACUGGAGUUCUUUUCCCAUCCUAGAUCAGUGUGUGGAUGUUGGUAUAUCUGUGCACACAGGACAGUCUAGGGUUUUUUUUAAACCAGGAUGCACCAAGGAAGUGCUGCUGCCUGUUUUGGGCUCCUCUCAGCCCUAUUCCAAAUUCUCCCUCCUUGUGGAACAGGUGAUGCUGAGGGCUGGCAUCCAGAGGUGCUGGGUGCUUGGUGCUUCCCUUGGAGGGUGACAAAUGCCACUAAAGCAGCCCAAAGUAAGGAUCCCUGAGACCCCAGGGCUGACCUGCACCCCUGGGAGCUGUCAGGAGGAGGGCAGGGCUGCUCUGCAGCUUUCUGGGAACGUGCUCUGUGCAGCCCCUGAGCUUGUGUUUUGUGAGUGGAUUUCUCCUCCCCUGCCCCAAACCACAGCCAGGAACAGUCGGUUCCCUUCAGACUCCGAUUCUCAGCGCUCCGCCCUACAUCAGAUGAUGCUUUUCAGUUAUUAAAUUCUGGUUUGUUCUUUUUCUUUUCUUUGUUUUCUUAAUUUUUUUUCCUUUCUUUUUCAGUUGGGUUUCAUUUCUUUGCGAUUAGCUUCGGUUUGGAUUAAUUGUCUUGUUCUGUUCCCAUGACAACUCAGUGUUUGCAUCCCACCUGCCGUUGUUUGUUGCUGUUGAUGCUGUUUGCUGGCCGGAUCUUGUCCGGAUGUGUCUCCCCAUUCCUCCUCACCUUUCCCACCUUGCCUCCCCUCUCCGGAAGGUCACAUACCAGCCCCCCCUCAGAAGAGUCAUCCCACCCCAGAUCUGUCUGCAUGUUGACCCCACUUGUUUCUUUCCGAGUUCUCUCCAUCUUGUCUCAGACUGUGACAGGUGUGGUUUCCACCUGGCUCCAUUUUCUGAAGUGUGGUACUUCUGGAAGCAGGAUGGAGUAGGAAACAGGGAUGCACCCUCGUGGCUAGGGCUGAAUGUUCUCCCUAGGGGCAGGAGGGAGCAAGGAGCAUGUUUCUGAUCCUUUGAGCCAGUGCCUGAGGUGGAACAAACACCGUGGUACCCUCCUUACACCUUUCUGCAGGUAGAAAAUCAUCUUCUAGUGUCAGUGGCCAGGUGAGCUUGCAGCCCCUCCCUCCACAUCCCCAUCCUUCUCCCAGCUGAGGGCAUGCCCCCCAUUCUCUCUGCAAAUCCGUGCAUGCAGGAAUUCCCCUUUGCCACCUCUGAGCUUCUAAUGCCACCAAUCUGGAAGUCUUCUCUUCCUUGCCUCCCAGUGCUGGUUCCUCGCUACUGGUUCUCACAGAAAAGGGUCUGACAGCCUGAUGGGGAGAGCAGACCUUGCUGUGACAAUGUCCCUUGUCACCUUGCAGGGUUGGCCUUUGUUUGCCAAAGCCCCGCUAAACAGCAAACAGCUUCUGCCUCUCCUGGCAGUGCCCUUCCCCUUGGAAAAGAUCCACAAAACUGGAAGAUAAACACUAGCAAGCCCCAAGACCGUUCCAGGGGACAUCUGAAGGCACUGGGAGGGACAAUGGCAGGCUCAGUCCUGCUGUCCUUUGCUUUGCUUUGGCAUGAGGCAAAGCCACCAAGCUUUGGAGAGGCUGUGCAGAGGUUACUUGGGAACAGACAGCAGGAACAGAAUGUUCUCAGCCCUCUGGACCCUCCUGCCCCUCGCCCACCCUGCCUGUGGCAGUUCCUGCAUGGCUGUCCCUGGAGCUGGAGGAGUCUUGCACCCCUGCUAGCCUCCAGCUGCUGCAGUUCCUGCAUUUUCCCCAGGUCCUGUAUCCUUUUGUCUUUCUUGUCGGAGGAGACCCUGCCCUCAGCCCCCUCCCUAGGCCCUCUCUGAUCCACACACAUUCUCCUUUGUCCUUUCCCCCCUAAAGAAGGGCACCCAGCAUCUCUCCAGCCAGCCCAGGUAGCUCAGAAAAUGGAGCCAAGGAAGCCACAGCCUCCCCUUUGCGUCCAUGUUCUUCCUGUGUAAGGUCUGGAAGCUGCAUCCACCUCUCUGCUAAGGAGAUGCACAGAACAUGUCACUGUUUUCUCAACGUUAAAAGUUUCAUUACCUUGUUUUUCUUAUUAAUUCUAUUCUAUUUAUUAUUCCGCCAGGGCUGAGAUGUGACAAUGUGAGCCACCACAUUGAGUCACAUCAGCUAGAAAAAUUCGCCGUGUGGCCCCUCGCUUCUCCAUCCUCCCUGUCAGCCAUGAAAUCAUGCCCGGGGGCAACGUCAACAUCACCUGCGUGGCCGUGGGGUCUCCCAUGCCCUACGUGAAGUGGAUGCAGGGAGCAGAGGACCUGACGCCCGAGGAUGACAUGCCCGUGGGCAGGAACGUCCUGGAGCUCACGGACGUCAAGGACUCUGCCAACUACACCUGCGUGGCCAUGUCCAGCCUGGGAGUCAUAGAAGCCGUUGCCCAGAUCACGGUGAAAUCACUUCCCAAGGCUCCUGGGACGCCAGUGGUGACAGAGACAACAGCAACGAGUAUCACCAUCACCUGGGACUCUGGAAAUCCAGACCCCGUGUCCUACUAUGUCAUUGAGUACAAGUCUAAGAGCCAGGAUGGACCAUACCAGAUCAAGGAGGACAUCACCACCACGCGCUACAGCAUUGGGGGGCUCAGCCCCAACUCCGAGUACGAGAUCUGGGUCUCUGCAGUCAACAGCAUCGGGCAGGGGCCUCCCAGUGAGUCGGUGGUCACCCGAACUGGGGAACAAGCUCCUGCCAGUGCCCCCCGCAACGUGCAGGGCCGGAUGCUGAGCAGCACCACCAUGAUCAUCCAGUGGGAGGAACCGGUGGAGCCCAACGGGCAGAUCCGAGGCUACCGGGUCUAUUACACCAUGGAGCCCGACCAGCCCGUCAGCAACUGGCAGAAGCACAACGUGGAUGACAGCCUGCUGACCACCGUGGGCAGCCUCCUGGAGGAUGAGACCUACACCGUGCGAGUGCUGGCCUUCACCUCCGUGGGGGACGGGCCCCUGUCCGACCCCAUCCAGGUUAAGACACAGCAAGGAGUUCCUGGGCAGCCGAUGAACUUCCGAGCAGAAGCCAAGACCGAGACGAGCAUUGUGCUGUCGUGGAGCCCCCCACGCCAGGAGAUCAUAGUGAAGUACGAGCUCCUCUACAAGGAAGGAGACCACAGCAAGGAGGUGCUGAAGAACUUCGAGCCCACGACCUCGUUCACGGUGGAAGGCCUGAAGCCCAACACUGAGUAUGUCUUCCGGCUGGCCGCCCGCUCGGCCCUGGGGCUGGGGGCCUUCACCCCGGAGGUCCGAGAGCGCACCUUGCAGUCUAAACCGUCUGCCCCCCCUCAAGAUGUAAAAUGUGUCAGCACCCGCUCCACCGCCAUUCUGGUAAGUUGGCGGCCGCCUCCGGCCGAGAGCCAGAACGGCGUCCUGGCCGGCUACAGCGUCCACUAUCGAGCGCUGGACUCGGAGGACACGGAGCUAAAGGAGGUGAAUGAUAUCCCCCCAACCACCAGUCAGAUCCUGCUGGAGUCCCUGGAGAAGUGGACCGAGUACCGCGUCACCGUGGUGGCUCACACGGAGGUGGGGCCGGGCCCGGAGAGCUCGCCGGUCAUCGUGCGCACGGAUGAAGAUGUGCCCAGCGCUCCGCCGAGGAAGGUGGAGGUGGAGGUGCUCAACUCCUCGGCCAUCCAGGUGUUCUGGCGCUCGCCGGUGCCGAGCCGCCAGCACGGCCAGAUCCGCGGCUACCAGGUGCACUACGUGCGCAUGGAGAACGGCGAGGCCAGGGGGCUGCCCCACAUCAAGGACAUCAUGCUGGCAGACGCCCAGUGGGAAACAGAUGACACUGCUGAAUACGAAAUGAUCAUUGCUGGGCUCCAGCCGGAGACUGCCUAUUCCAUCACCGUGGCCGCCUACACCAUGAAGGGAGAUGGUGCUCGCAGCAAACCCAAAGUGGUCACCACCAAGGGUGCAGUCCCAGGAAAGCCCAUCCUGUCUGUGCACCAGACAGAGGAGAACACUCUGCUGGUGAAAUGGGAGCCCCCGCUGGAUGCGGAGGGCCAGGUGUUGGGCUACCGGCUCCAGUUUGGCCGCAAGGACGUGGAGCCUCUGGCCACCUUGGAAUUCUCAGCGCUGGAGGAUAAGUACAUCGCUCCCAGCAUCCACAAGGGCGCCACGUACGUGUUCAAGCUGGCCGUGAAAAGCCGGGCUGGCUUUGGGGAGGAAGCCGUGCAGGAACUCACCACCCCCGAAGACAUCCCCAAGGGUUACCCCCAAAUCUUGGAGGCGAGCAACGUCACGUCCAUGUCGGUGCAGUUUGGCUGGCUGCCCCCCGUGCUGGCCGAGAGGAACGGAGCCAUCGUCAAAUACACCGUGGCCUACCGGGAAGCCGGUUCUCCCGGGAACCUGCUGGAAAAAGACCUGCCCCCCUCCCCAGAGAACUCGUACACCCUCAACGGCCUCAAACCCAACACCGCCUAUGAUGUUAAAAUCCGUGCUCACACCAGUAAAGGCCCCGGGCCCUACAGCCCGACCGUCCAGUAUCGGACGUUCCAGCUGGACCAAGUUUUACCCAAAAACUUCAAGGUGAAGAUGGUGACAAAGACAUCUGUCCUUCUGAGCUGGGAGUUCCCUGAGAAUUACAACUCUCCUACCCCAUACAAGAUCCAGUACAAUGGGCUGCACGUCGACGUGGACGGACGGACCACCAAGAAACUCAUCACCCACCUGAGGCCCCGCACCUUCUACAACUUCGUGCUGAUGAACCAGGGCAACAGCAUGGGGGGGCUGCAGCAGAACGUGGCAGCCUGGACUGCUGCUGACAUGUUGUCCAAGAAGCCAGAGGUGACCCACAAGGCUGAUGCUGAUGGCAACGUGGUGGUGAUCCUCCCCGACGUGAAGAGCCAUGUGCCUAUCCAAGCUUUCUACAUUGUGGUGGUGCCUCUGAGGAAGUCCCGGGGAGGACAGUUCCUCAACCCCCUGGGCAGCCCUGAGGAGAUGGACCUGGAGGAGCUGAUCCAGGACAUCGCCAGGCUGCGGCGCCGGAGCCUGCGGCACUCGCGGCAGCUGGACUUCCCCAAGCCCUACAUCGCUGCCCGCUUCCGCUCCCUGCCCUCCCACUUCAUCCUGGGGGACAUGAAACACUAUGACAACUUCGAGAACAGAGCCCUGGAGCCAGGGCAGAAAUAUGUGCUCUUCAUCCUGGCCGUGCUGCAGGAACCCGAGGCUACUUAUGCUGCCAGUCCCUUCUCUGACCCCAUCCAGCUGGACAACCCUGACCCCCAGCCCAUCAUUGAUGGGGAGGAGGGGCUCAUCUGGGUCAUCGGGCCCGUCCUGGCCGUGGUCUUCAUCAUCUGCAUCGUCAUCGCCAUCCUGCUCUACAAAAACAAACCAGACAGCAAACGGAAAGACUCCGAGCCACGGACCAAGUGCCUCCUGAACAACGCUGAGAUUGCCCCCCACCACCCCAAGGACCCCGUGGAAAUGAGGAGAAUCAACUUCCAGACUCCAGAUUCUGGUCUGAGCAGCCCUCUCAGUGACCCUGAGUUUGACUUGGAAAGUAUGCUCAGCCACCCACCCAUCCCCGUUUCUGAGCUGGCUGAACACACAGAGCAUCUCAAAGCUAAUGAUAACCUGAAAUUAUCCCAAGAGUAUGAGUCCAUCGACCCUGGCCAGCAGUUCACCUGGGAGCACUCCAACCUGGAAGUGAACAAGCCCAAGAACCGCUACGCGAACGUGAUCGCCUACGACCACUCCCGGGUCAUCCUGCUGCCCAUCGAAGGAAUUGUGGGCAGUGAUUACAUCAAUGCCAACUACAUCGACGGGUACCGGAAGCAGAACGCCUACAUUGCCACACAGGGGCCCCUGCCAGAGACCUUUGGGGACUUCUGGAGGAUGGUGUGGGAGCAGCGCUCAGCCACCAUUGUCAUGAUGACUAAGCUGGAGGAGAAAUCACGGAUAAAGUGUGACCAGUACUGGCCAGGCCGAGGCACAGACACCUACGGAAUGAUCCAAGUGACCUUGCUGGACACCAUUGAACUGGCCACGUUCUGCGUGCGGACGUUCUCCCUUCACAAGAACGGCUCCAGCGAGAAGCGCGAGGUGCGGCAGUUCCAGUUCACGGCGUGGCCAGACCACGGCGUGCCCGAGUACCCCACCCCCUUCCUGGCCUUCCUGAGACGGGUCAAAACCUGCAACCCCCCGGAUGCUGGGCCCAUCGUGGUGCACUGCAGCGCGGGCGUGGGCCGCACCGGCUGCUUCAUCGUGAUCGACGCCAUGCUGGAGAGGAUCAAGCACGAGAAGACCGUGGACAUUUACGGGCACGUCACCCUCAUGAGGUCCCAGCGUAACUACAUGGUGCAGACGGAGGACCAGUACAGCUUCAUCCACGAUGCCUUGCUGGAGGCCGUGGCCUGCGGCAACACCGAGGUCCCGGCUCGGAACCUCUACAGCUACAUCCAGAAACUGGCCCAGAUCGAGGCCAGGGAGCACGUCACGGGCAUGGAGCUGGAGUUCAAGCGCCUCGCCAACUCCAAGGCCCACACCUCGCGCUUCAUCAGCGCCAACCUGCCCUGCAACAAGUUCAAGAACCGCCUGGUGAACAUCAUGCCCUACGAGACCACCCGGGUGUGCCUGCAGCCCAUCCGCGGCGUCGAGGGCUCCGACUACAUCAACGCCAGCUUCAUCGACGGCUACAGGCAGCAGAGAGCCUACAUAGCCACGCAGGGGCCUCUGGCAGAGACCACCGAGGAUUUCUGGAGGAUGCUCUGGGAAAACAACUCCACCAUCGUCGUGAUGCUGACCAAGCUUCGCGAGAUGGGGCGGGAAAAGUGCCAUCAGUACUGGCCCGCAGAGCGCUCGGCUCGGUACCAGUACUUCGUCGUGGACCCCAUGGCUGAGUACAACAUGCCCCAGUACAUCCUGAGGGAGUUCAAGGUCACAGAUGCCAGGGAUGGUCAGUCUCGAACUGUUCGUCAGUUCCAGUUCACUGACUGGCCAGAACAAGGUGUGCCAAAAUCAGGAGAAGGUUUCAUCGACUUCAUUGGGCAGGUGCACAAGACCAAGGAGCAGUUUGGCCAGGAUGGCCCCAUCUCUGUCCACUGCAGUGCUGGCGUGGGCAGGACUGGAGUGUUCAUCACCCUGAGCAUCGUCCUGGAGCGGAUGCGCUACGAGGGGGUUGUAGAUAUUUUCCAGACAGUGAAGAUGCUGCGAACACAACGACCUGCAAUGGUGCAAACAGAGGAUGAAUACCAGUUCUGUUACCAGGCAGCUCUGGAGUAUCUGGGAAGUUUUGAUCACUAUGCAACAUAAAAAGCCAUCGUUGUGCAGACUCUACCAACCACUUCAGUCCUGGAAGGCCCCUUCUGACCCAGGAGGAGCGCUUGAACUUACAAAACUGACUCAGAAGAAGAACCUUUUCAUCUGGACAGUGCAUCGGGAGCAGGGGGGAGGAUUGGAAGGAGGAACACCCCGUGGGGAUCUCCGUGUUGUGACCUGGCCCUGGCAGGGGCAGCUCGGGAGGGCUGCUCGGAACUGCUCUGGAACCUCAGGAGGUGUUCGCUGGGGAGGACGGAUGGACACGGGGAAACCCAUCCCAAAGCUACAACACACCUUGGGAACUGUUUCGGCUGGAGAAGGGAAGGAAAAACCGACUUUGGUUACAUCAUUAGAGUUCAGUUCAUUUACUAAUGUAGUUGGCAGUCUUUAAAGGAAGUCACUUGCAGAAUUAAUUGAAGGUGUUCUGUGGACGAAAAGGAGCUAAAUCUCAACACUUAGGCAAACUUAGGGUCAGGAGUUCUUCUAGCUGGAGUCUUAAUAACCUCAGUAUCAGCAUUGGGAUGAUUCUGGGCUUGCAGGCACCUUGCAAACAGCAUUCACGGGAUGCCCCUGCCACGCCAGAGGUUUUAUAGCUCACAUUUUGAAUACUUGGAACAUUCCUCAUUUCUUCUAAUUCCAAAAUUUCUUUUUUAGGAUAUUUCAAAGGAUAGAGAAAGAGUGAGAGUCACAACCCCCAGAGCUGGCUGUGGGGGGUAGCCCCCUGCCCUUGCUUGAGCUGGGGCCUCUGACUGCUGGGUCUGGGCCCCUUCCCAGCACACCAGGCUUUCCUUGGAGCAGGGUGGGACAGCCGGGGGAGAAAGGCAGCCCCUUCCCCAGGCUCUUUGCACAUCCACACCCCACUGCUGCCGUGAGCAUCCCCCUGCUCCUGCCAGCAGCAUCUCCGUGCCAGGGGCCCCAGAAACACCUGCAGAAAUUGAUUUCCAGCUGGUUCCUGGUGCCAGCCCCUCGCCUCUGAACUCAGCAGCUCUCAGAGCUCCUCUCAGGACUGGCCCAGCACCACGGCACUCCUUGCACAUCUCCCACGUCCCACUGUCCCCAACAUGCCCCAGCUGUAAAAGAACUGGGAAAGAUCCAGGAAGGUGCAUCCAAUGGCAAAUACUGUGAGUGGCUUUCUUUAAAGUAUCGAUGUAACUGUAACAAGUGACAUUACCUUUUUUUUAAAUAGUGUAUUUUUUCCUUUUUUUUUUUUUUUUAAAGACAAAGAAUAUCAGUCAAUGAAUUUAAAAGAAAAAUUUGCUUAUUUGUUCAUAUUAUGUUCAAAGACAGUCUAUUUUUUCACUGUAGAAAUGUUACGUGUAAUGGCUGUGAUAUAUAAAAAUGCAGUGCAAAUUGCUACUUCUACAUAUUGCUUUUCUACCAUUUAAAAGGUUUAACUUGCUCAUGUAAGAACAAAAUGUCCUUUCUGGAUUUUUUUUAUUAGUAUUAAUUUUAUUUUUUUUUUUGGGUUCUCUUGUUUGAAGUCACAGACAUAUCCCACGUCCCUGGAAGGGUGGAAGGGUGGGGGAGCAGCAGGUGGAGGGCUGGUGGCAGUGCCAAUUCCCUCCCCUUCAGCUGUGGCCAUACAGGGCCAGGGCUGAACUGGGAGAUUCAACACCACCAGUGGCUUUUGCUGACUGGAGACUGAGAUGUGAUUUUGGAGCCUUGACACCCACCAGGUGUUUUAACAUCCCAGGUGUGUUGCAGGUACCAGCCUGGCCUGUCUCUGUGCUGGUUGUGGCUCCAGUGCUCAGGAGUUUUCCUGCAGCCAUGCACAGAGCACAGGAUAUCUGAGAAAAGCCACCCUGCCCCAAACUCUGCUCACCUCUGCCCUCUCCUUUUUUUUAUUUUUCUAGAAGGGGUAAUCAUGGCCAUCAAGUGCUGCCCAGAGCCCCCCACACAACCCAUUUCCUGUCUUUAACUGAAAAAAAAGAAAAAGAAAAAAAAAAGAACCGACUGAAAGGCUUCUUCGAGAUUUUACUUAUUUGUGUGAAAGUUGCCCAAAUUUCUAAGUAUGUUGCAGCAAAAUCUUACUGGACAAGUUGGGGGGAGGGGGGAGGUUUUUUUCUUUGUAUGAGAGCAAAGUGCUGUUGCUUUCACACUGUUAUUUCAAACUGAAACAGUAAGUGGUUUUCAUACCACGGUGUAUGUAGAUAUAUUGACUUUGUAUUAAAGGAAGAUUGUCUGAA
Messenger RNA from Taeniopygia guttata (zebra finch), 11550 nucleotides. The record is from RefSeq and is a predicted model, not a curated record. Lineage: Eukaryota; Metazoa; Chordata; Aves; Passeriformes; Estrildidae.